This is a messenger RNA of Meloidogyne enterolobii, 1065 nucleotides long. NCBI's taxonomy places the organism in Eukaryota, Metazoa, Nematoda, Chromadorea, Rhabditida, Meloidogynidae. The record is from the annotation of a GenBank genome assembly.
UUGUUUUAUGAAUUGGUAGAAAAUGAAAAGUUUGUAGGAAUAUUCUCUUUAAAGAUGGAAGGAGGAGAUGUGAGGAAAAUAUUUACAAAAACAAUUAUGGAUAAAUUAUCAGAGAAAGAAAAUAAUGAAUUAUGGAGCUUGAUAUGGGGAAUACUAGAAAAGUAUGAUAAAAUAUUAAAAAUGCUAGCGGGUUUUUGGAAUGAUAAAUGUAAAAUUGAUAAUGAAAAUAAGCAAAAACUUGGUCAUAAAAAUAUGGAAAAUCCAAAGGUUUUGCCAAAAAUUCAUAAAGAUGAUAAGCAUAAAGAAAAAGAACAUGAAGUUGGGUCCUCUUUACCUGCUAUUGCCCCAGAUGAAAUUUAUGACGAUUUAUACAUUGCAUUACAAAAUAUUAAAGAGGAUCAUUUUACACCUAAACCAUGUAAAGCAUUGAUGGUUGUCGAACCUCCUAAAAAUCAGUCUAAUGACGAUUCUACUUUGAAGCUUCCUUCCAAAGAGGAACAUCAUGAUACAAAAACUAAUAAUUCUAUAGCCGAUUUCCAUAAAAUGUUCAAGUCGGUCUUCGAUCGCUUCAAUGCUAAUUAUAAAGACCAUCAUGAAACCGUAAAUGAAUGUGUUCAUCCCAUAAAAGAAGAAACUAAAAAAGACCACCAUGGAACUCAUAAAACCCCUGACGACUCUACUUUGAAGCUUCCCCUUAUUAAACAAGAAAGUAAAGGAGAACAUCAUGGACAACUUAAUCCAUCUAAAACUCCUAAAAAUUUAUUUUAUGAUUUGAAGCCUCUGGUCAUUAAAGAAGGAAGUCAAAAAAAGCAUCUUGGAAAGAAGACUCCCGAAGACCCUUGUAGUGAAGGCUCUAGCUCGAAGCAUUCUCCAGGUAGAGGGGGAAAUCAAGCAGAACAACAUGGAAUCCAUCCUCCCUCCCCUCAUCCAAAAAACACAGAGGAAGAGAAUAAAGAGGAUAAUGAAUGGGUUGAGGUUGAUCCUGAUUUACAUUUGGAAGAAUUUUUUGAAGAAGAAAAGAAAAAGAAGGAUGAUGAUUGGAUUGAGCCCCCAAAUUUUAUGUAG